AUGGCCGUUGCAGUUAAAAAGGAAAAGACAAAGUUUGCUCCCGUCAGGGAAGUUUUAUCUAAAGAAGAUCAUGGCAAUUACACUAAAUUUCAGGACACUUCAAAACUGGAAUGGUUCUGUAGGACAUCAAACCACAAGAAAUUUAAGUCGCACAGUUUGUUGAAAGCGGUAAGAAACCCUACAGAGACAAGAAUAGAGACACAAACUCUGUAUUUUACGGAUCUCACCAACGACAAAUGCGGGUUUAUCCAGUUAUUAUAUUCUAGUGUUAUGGGGGGUAUAUAUAAAGGGUUUCAAUUAAAUUUCAAAGUCUUUAAAGCUAGUAGUGGCGAUGAGUCUGAAGAAAACAUAGAUAUAUGGGAAAGUUUCAAAAUUGAAAACAUAAAGGAUUUCGAUACGCUGAGGGUAGAAUCGGACAAUGUUAUUUUCCACUUCGUGCCGCUAAAGGACCCUUCAUCCGACGGGUUUGCUCAAUUAUCGAUUAAAAUAGAUAUUCCUAAGGGGAGCGCCUCUAAUUGUCCAUUAAAAGAUCUAAAAGUCGACUUGGUUGUCAAUCUACAAGAGGGAUUUGUAAUAAAUCCGGACGGUUCUAAUUAUUAUCUGGAUAAGAGCAUAAGCUUGGAGGAUUUGGCUAAACGAGGCUCUUCUGCGACUUCUAAAAGGAUGAUAAGACAUGUAUUUGUUCCUAGAGGGUUUUGUAAUGGUACCAUAUCAUACAAGAAAAACGGUCAGCCGGUACAUCUAAAUUUGAAGGACACACCUAUGUUGUAUCUUGAUGCUGUCCAGGGGCUAAUACCUAACAAGGCGGCCAGUAAAUGGAAUUUCCUUUGUUUCAACGGUAAGAAGCUUUCAACAAUGUGUAUUGAAUUCACCACAACAAAGGAGUAUGGUAGUACCACAGUAACUAUAUGGGCUGUGAGCGACAAGGAUAAAAUCUUGGAAAUCGGAUCCAGUGUAAACGAUCAUGCUGUAAAGUUCCCAACCACACAAGAGGAUGAGCAAAAUGGUUGGAAAUACCCUACAUCCGUCACUUUCCCUCGCGGGUUUGAAGAAGCAAAUUUAAGGUUAGUUAACAGGUACGAUAUAAUGGGUGAACUACCCGCUAUCAUCAAAUCCAUUGCUGAGAAUUUAGCAAACAUGAAACCUUUCAUCUACCAGUUCUGUCAAAGAUCAAAAUACGAAGAUGAUGAAGGGAUUUCUAUUAUCGAAAGCACGUUCAUCAGCUAG
Saccharomyces eubayanus is the source of this 1227-nucleotide messenger RNA. RefSeq lists its product as uncharacterized. Bases 1 to 1227 code for a protein of 408 amino acids. The record is from RefSeq and is a predicted model, not a curated record. Lineage: Eukaryota; Fungi; Ascomycota; Saccharomycetes; Saccharomycetales; Saccharomycetaceae. Gene Ontology annotation, biological process: response to oxidative stress. Gene Ontology annotation, cellular component: cytoplasm. The transcript has a single exon.